Camponotus floridanus (Florida carpenter ant) is the source of this 1271-nucleotide messenger RNA. Its product is annotated as aldose reductase-like. Gene Ontology annotation, cellular component: cytosol. The record is from RefSeq and is a predicted model, not a curated record. NCBI's taxonomy places the organism in Eukaryota, Metazoa, Arthropoda, Insecta, Hymenoptera, Formicidae. Bases 189 to 1142 code for a protein of 317 amino acids. Gene Ontology annotation, molecular function: aldose reductase (NADPH) activity. The transcript is spliced from 5 exons.
UCUGGUCUUCUUUGGUGGGGACACUUAUAAGAGAAUCUCUGCGAGCGCAACCGCUACAUUCUACAUUGCACAGCAUUGUUCGGGAUUGGUCGCGCUCUUGAGACGGGUAACGGUUCAAGAUUCACUCGAACUACCUUUGCAUAGUGACGAGUGACAAGCGAAUGAACCGGCGUUGAUAUCCAUAAAAAAUGGUUUUGAACGCACCCAAAGUGAAGUUUUACAAUGGCAAUGAAGUACCAAUUUUCGGCUUGGGGACCUGGAAGUCUAAGCCAGGUGAAGUUACCCAAGCUGUAAAAGAUGCUAUUGAUAUCGGCUACAGACAUAUUGAUUGUGCUCACGCGUAUCGCAACGAGAAGGAAGUUGGUGCUGCUAUCCAGGCAAAAAUAGCAGAAGGUGUCGUGAAGAGAGAGGAUCUGUUCAUUACUAGUAAACUGUGGAAUACUUUCCACAGACCUGAUCUGGUCGAACCAGCCAUCAAGCAAUCUCUAUCUGAUUUUGGUCUUGAUUAUAUAGAUCUUUAUUUAAUCCAUUGGCCAGUUGGAUAUAAAGAAGGUGGACCUCUUUUUCCUACAACUCCUGAAGGUGCCAUUAUCCUGAGUGAUGUAGAUUAUGUAGAUACAUGGAAGGCUAUGGAAGGUUUGCUUGCUAAAGGUCUGACAAAAAACAUUGGAGUUAGUAAUUUCAAUUCUGAACAAAUUACUAGGCUACUUGAGAAUACUUCAGUUAAACCUGUUACAAACCAGAUUGAAUGUCACCCAUACCUAACACAGAAAAAAUUAUCAGCUUUUUGCCAAGAAAAGGGCAUUCUUAUUACUGCAUAUAGUCCACUAGGCUCACCAGACAGACCAUGGGCCAAACCGGAUGAUCCAAAAUUGCUGGAAGAUAAGAAAUUAAUUGAGCUUGGACAAAAAUACAAUAAGACACCUGCGCAAAUACUUAUACGUUAUCAAUUGGAUCGUGGCCAUAUUGUGAUUCCCAAGUCAAUCAACAAGUUACGAAUAGCUCAAAACAGCGAAGUAUUCGACUUUAAACUUUCAUCCGAUGAUAUUGCAUAUAUUGACAGCUUCGAUUGCAAUGGACGAAUUUGUCCAUUACUUGGUGCGGAUGAUAGUCCUUAUUAUCCUUUCAACAUUCCGUUUUAAGUGAGCAAGUAAAAAUUAAAAAUAGAUAUAUUAUAUCCAUGUGUGUUUCGUUAAAUUUUUCAAAUUAAAAUACAUUUUCUAUUGAUACUAUUGCUUAUGCAUUUAUGUUUAUGGUAUAUUAUUAUUUUA